CCCGGUUUCUCCCUAAAGCCCCCUCAGCCCACUAGCUAGGAGGAUUUGCGCCUGCGCGAUAGAAAUCACGGUUCGCUUUACCGGCCAAUAGGAACCUAGGUGGCCUAGCGGGAGGUUGGUGUCGCGCUGCUGGGGUGAUCUGGCGCAGAGCUUAGGUGGCGUUAGGCGCUUUCUCCUGCUCCGCCUCACUGCUUGCAGCCACCGGGACGUCUGCCCAGCUCUUUUGGCCGCCGGCAAAAUGUGGAUGACACCUAAGAGGAGCAAAAUGGAAUUCGAGGAGACUCGGGGAUUCCGGCCCGAGUGGACCCAGCGUUAUUUGGUGGUGGAGCCUCCGGAGGGCGAAGGGGCCCUGUGCCUGGUCUGUGCCCACCUCGUCGUGUCCACCUGCGAACGCGACGUCAGGCGCCACUACGAGGCCGAGCACCAGUACUACCAGCGGUAUGUGGAGGAGGGCGAGCGCGCGGCCCUGGUGGAGCGGCUGCGGCAGGGGGACUUGCCCGAGAUCAUCCCACCUACCCCCGAGGAGAGAGCUGCUCGUGCAGGCCUCGGGAUCGCCCGCCUCUUGGCCCUGAAGGGUCGCGGCUGGGGUGAAGGGGACUUUGUGUACCAGUUAAUGGAGGUGGUGCUGAAAGAUGUACUGCCGGAUCACGUAGACGUUUUGGGAGGCAUUGAUUUAUCUCCAGACACCAUCCGGCAGAGGGUCCUGAACAUUAACGAGAAUCUACGUAGUCAGCUUUUUAACCGAGCCAAGGACUUUAAAGCGUAUUCCCUUGCGUUGGACGACCAGGCUUUUGUGGCCUAUGAAAACUACCUCCUGGUCUUUGUCCGCGGCGUGGACCAGGACUUGGAGGUGCAAGAAGAGCUUCUGACCAUAAUCAACCUAACUCAUCACUUCAGUGUCGGUGCUCUCAUGGCGGCAAUCCUUGAGGCCCUGCAGACAGCAGGGCUUAGCUUGCAGCGAAUGGUUGGACUAACCACGACCCACACUCUGAGGAUGAUUGGUGAGAACUCAGGACUCGUGUCAUACAUGAGAGAAAAGGCUGUAAGCCCCAACUGUUGGAAUGUCAUCCAUUAUUCGGGAUUCCUUCACUUGGAACUGUUGAGCUCCUACGAUGUGGACGUGAGUCAGGUCAUAAAUACUGUAUCUGAGUGGAUACUUUUGAUUAAAACAAGAGGCAUUAGACGACCCGAAUUUCAGGCUUUACUAACUUCGUCUGAAUCAGAGCAUGGCGAAAGGGUUAAUGGACGGUGUCUGAACAAUUGGCUUAGAAGAGGGAAAACUUUAAAACUACUGUUUUCGUUAAGGAAAGAGAUAGAAGCAUUCUUGGCUUCCGUAGGGGCAACGACAGCCCAUUUCUCGGACCAACAAUGGCUGUGCGACUUUGGCUUCUUGGUAGAUAUCAUGGACCACCUUCGAGAACUCAGUGAACUGUUGCGAUUCAAUAGAGUCUUUGCUGCUACCGCCUUUGACCAUAUUUGUAACUUUGAAGUUAAGCUGAAUUUACUUCAGAGACAUAUGGAGGAAAAAAAUCUGACACACUUCGCUGCCUUGAGAGAAGUUGUUGAUGAGCUUAAACAGCAUGUUAAAGACGAUGAAAAAAUACUUGAUCCUAAUCGGUACAAAGUAGUGUUCAGUCGCCUUCAGAAAGACUUUGAUAGACAUUUCAAGGACCUCAAGUUCAUUAAAAAGGACUUAGAACUCUUUGCAAAUCCAUUUAACUUUAAGCCUGAAUAUGCACCUAUUUCAGUAAGGGUGGAGCUAACGAAACUUCAGGCAAGUUCCGAACUUUGGGAGGAAUAUAGGAACAAAGACUUGGGACAGUUCUAUGCUGGGUUGUCUGCUGAAUCUUACCCAAUUAUCAAAGGGGUUGCCUGCAAAGUGGCAUCCUUGUUUGAUAGUAGUGAAAUCUGCGAAAAGGCUUUUUCGUAUUUGAUUCGAAACCAACACACCCUGAGCCAGCCAUUGACAGAUGAGCAUCUCCACGCCCUGUUCAGGAUCGCCACCACAGAAAUAGAGCCACAUUGGGAUGCUCUUCUGAGGGCAAGAAAUGACCCUAAUCCAUAAGCCUGCAUAGUCCGACAUUGAAACACUCAACCAGAAUCCAGUUCUGAAGGCCAGAAUUUGAUUUUUCAAGUUGUACUAAUUUGGAUUGUGAGAGAACACCAAGUUUUUUCAUUCAAAUUGAUCACAAUUCAGGUUCUCCUGAUUUUUUUUUUUUCCAUCUCAAGAGGCAGCAUGGGACUGAAACAUGCAAACACCUCUUUUAAAGCUUAAUGGCAAAGUCAUUGUCUUUUGCUUUUAUAAUGUAAUUGUUUUUAAAGAGGUUUAGUACUGAUGAUGUGAGUGGAGUUAGAAGUCUGUUUUUAAGGUGUUUCGAAGAAAUUUUAGCUCUUAAAUGUUGAAAUUCUGAUGCAUAUAGUCUGAAAUUAUCAGCUCCUUAAAUGUAUGUUUGAGCCAAUUUGCAGAAACUCAUGUAGCAAAUUUUGAAGUUUCUGAAAAGGAAGAACAUACAUUCAGUGGAGGUACUUUAUCAGAACGUUUGAAGCUUUUUAAAAACGUGUGUGAGUCUGACUUAAAUAUUGACAGGUACCUCCCUCUUACCUCCUCUCUAUCCACCCCAGUGAUAAUGCUAUUACUAAUAGAGGAUAUAAUCAAGUAAAAUUUUAGGAGCAAGAAUUAUUUUUGAGUUGCUGGUUAGAAGGCUUCCUGCAGUUUGGAGAUCAGACUAACCAAUUAUUGGAGGUUUCCCCUGAAUGAUUCACAAUUGGGUGCUGUUUUACCAGCUCGCCUAUUAAAGGACUAUGUCCAGCAAAUUCAAGGAACCAGGAUGCAACCAAGAAUUUAGAAGGAACUGAUGCCUGAGCAAUCAAAAUAGUGCCAUAAGAACCCAAGAACCAAAAUUGUGUCAUUGGUUCUCAACCUGAGGCAAGUAAACCCUCUUUCCACAGGAUGUUGGGACAUACAGGGGAGUUUUUUGGUUGUCACAUUUAGUAGGGAGGAGGGGGGUCUGCUGGCAUUUAAGUCAUAGGAUAGCCUGGCACACUGAAGAAUUAUCCCUUUCAAAGUGCCAGUAGACCCUCCCAGGGUAGAUUAUUUUAUUUUGAGGGAGGGGGAAAAUUACCAGUAGAAGCAAAAUUAGAAGGCCAAGUUGGGCAAACUGACAAUACUUGAUAGGGAAGACUAAUGCCAACAUUCUGAGUGUGGUUGGUAGGGUGCAGUCAAGUCCCUGUUAUAUUCUGGCAGCUCACAGUAGCAUUUAUAAAUCAGUAAUUGAUAUUGAACCAGAAUAAAGGGCUUGAGUCUGUUAUAUACAAUUCAUUGAGGGCAGAAAAGCAAGAGUUAUGACAAGAUACCAAGAAUGGUCAAAUUGAGAUUUUAGUUAACAGGGAGUAGGCUUACAUUUUUGGGGGGAAAAAAACAAAAAACAAAAAAACAAAUACAGUGAAAAUCCAACCAAACAAACAAAAAAAAUCUGCCGGUAAUUUUCCCAUAGUUUGGGAUAUUUUCUUUCAUGGCAAGUGCUUUAUUGAAAGAAUGAUUGGGAGAUCAGAAAGCUGCCCCUGCUUUCUGACCCUGGUUCCUCAAAUAUCGCAGUCUUGUACAUUUUGUGAGUUUCUAGUAUAUAUUUUGCUUAUGGUAAUAAUAAAAUUAGUUUGCAUCAUGUAGUCAAUGAGUGGGUGGGGAUGGGAGAUAAAAGCCAAGGAUUUUAAAUUGGCCCUGAAUCAUAGAGAAUUUGCUAUAAACUAGUCUUGUUUGUAAAGGAAAAAUGUGUAUUUUACUGUUUUCUGUAUAUUAAGUAAUUCUGUAACUGCAUGGCAGUCUUGUUUUUUUACAUAUUUUUUUAUAAAGUAGUUGUUAACUGGUCCUGUUGUAGCAGUGAAUAGAGUUCAAACAAGUACUGUUUUUUAAAAAACUCUUAUGCUCCUGUAUUUCCCACUCCUACUAGUGUCCUUAGAAGAUCUGUGUGUGUUCUGUUCUCCCACGUUGUCACUGCUCUGCCAGGCCCGCAGCGUCCUUGUGACCGUUCUCACCCUCUGACACCACUGCCCUCUCUCCUUGAAAUAGAUGUUUGCUUUGGCUCCGGAGAGAAGCCCUGUCCAGGUGUGCUCGCUCAGCCGUCUUUGUGGGUACCUCUUUGCCCUCAGUGUCUGUGCUCCUGGGAUAGUUGUUUUGUGUUAGGCUGUCUUAUUCUACGUUGUCUUCUUAGCUGACCUCAUUCAUCUCCUUUCAUGGCUUCAGUUACCUCCUGUAUGCACAUGGCACAUGAAUUCAUAUCUCCUUGCUGGACCUUUCCUAAUUCACCCAUCUAAAUUCUAACUUAGGUCCAUUCUGCUAUCUCAUGGCACGGCGGCAUAACAUCGAUCUUGUCCCUAAACCUGCUUCUCUUGUGUUCCCUCUUAGUAAAUGACACCACCACUACUAACUACUCGGUUGCCCUUGCCUAAGCCGAAACCUGAGUUAUCCAUGACUUUUUUCUCUUCGUGCAUCCUGCCAUUCACAAAAACCUUUCCGUUAAGUUCACUGUCCAAACUUUUCUUUUCUCCAGUGCUACUAUUUUCUUCUAAUUCAGGCCAUCAGUCUGCCUAAAGGGUAGCAACAGCUUCCUCACUGGUCUCCCUUUCUCUGGUUUUGAUCCCUUUCCCCACUGCAGCCAGAUUUUCCAAAAGACAUACCCGGUCACGUCACUGCACCGCUUUCACCAUUUCUCUUAGGAUAAGGUACAAUUUCUGUUCGUCUUUCAGAUCUCACUUUAUAUACCACUUCCUCCAGGAUGCCUUCAUUGAUUCCUGCUAGACUAGGUGCCCCUACUGCACACUCCCUAAAUAUCUGUUUUUCCCAACCACGUGCUUAACGCCCAUUAUUGUUACUUGUUAUUAAUCACUGGUAGACUGCAAGCUUUAUAAGGACAAGGGACCUUAUGACUUGUUCACUGUUAUAUCUUGCUUAGCACAAUGCCUGGUGUUUCAAUAAAUGUUUGGAUGAAUAAAUGUUUGUGUAGCGUUUUACGAUCUUUGAAGCCCUUCCCCUGUGUCCUUUGCCUCCUGUCUUAGACUGCUCGCUGGGUAAUUGUUAUCCACACAUUACAGAUAAAGGAAUGAAACGAAGUUGUUUGUGACCAGGGACCUCACUGUAUUCCCGGAAUGUAGCUCAGUGCUUGGCGUGUGGCUCAAAUAUUAUGUGAAUGUUGUUGGGGAAACAAACUUUGAUUGCAGUUUGCCCUCGUAAACAUAAGUAGCAAAGGCAGGAUUCAAACGCAGUCACACUCACGUGAGUCCACUAUGCAAUAAGUCGUUACCUCCUUGAUGUAGAAGUCUUCAUUUUUUUUUCUUUAAUUUCUAAAGGAACCUGGAUGAAAAGCCCUGGACAACUAUUUAGCGGACCAAAAAAUACUUAAGUAGUUAGAAAAUUAAACUCAGUAUCAGAAAAAGAUAAUGCUGCUUAAGAGUUGAUACCCACUUUCCUUUUGUAAGCAUCAACCCUAGGAGAAAAUAGCAUGCCAUUUACUUGCUCCU
Messenger RNA from Phyllostomus hastatus (greater spear-nosed bat), 5514 nucleotides. It is a transcript of the gene EPM2AIP1, whose product is annotated as EPM2A interacting protein 1. Gene Ontology annotation, biological process: positive regulation of glycogen (starch) synthase activity; response to insulin; positive regulation of glycogen biosynthetic process. Bases 239 to 2065 code for a protein of 608 amino acids. The record is from RefSeq and is a predicted model, not a curated record. NCBI's taxonomy places the organism in Eukaryota, Metazoa, Chordata, Mammalia, Chiroptera, Phyllostomidae. The transcript is spliced from 2 exons.